CCUAGUUAAAAAGCGCUCUAUAUUCAAAGCUAUUGCCGUGCAAGAUUUUGUUCGCUUUAGAAAAUGGACAAAUAUUUGAUAAAACAACAGCAGGUAACAACCAAUGAGCACCAGGAGGAUGAAAGUGACUCAGAUGGUAGUCCAGAUGAAGCCACAUGCAGCAAAACUACAAAAAAGUACCAGCAGAAAUUGCGAGGAGCGUGGUUAGCAGAUAAACGCUUACAAAAUUGGCUUGUUCAAGAUGGAGCCUACGUUCGUUGUAAGUAUUGUAACUGUCGUCUUAAACCAAAAGUGUAUGGACUCCUAAAGCACGCGAAAAGCAUGAAGAACCUUGCUGCAGCUUCUCCAUUUGCGAGUGGAAACCAGACGAAACUUACAUACAAAGCGAUAGUGAGUGACGAGACCUGCAAGGCUGAGCUAGCGAAUGCAUUAUAUGUAGCAUCACAUACUUCGAUUAGGAUUAUUGACCACUUGACACAGCUUCAAAAAAAUGUUUUUCAAGAUAGUUUAAUUGCCAAAAAUAUGCAACUACGGCGAACAAAAUGUGGUGGUGUGAUAAAAAAUGUCUUAUAUCCCUACUUUAAAAAUAUCUUAAUGGAAGACAUAGGCAAAAAUAAAUUCAGUUUAAUCAUAGAUGAGUCCACCGACAUUUCCGUCAAGAAGUAUUUGAGUAUUGUCAUCCGUUAUUAUAGCGCUAAUAAUGGCAGCAUUGUGAACACAUUUUUUGAAACUGCAACAUUUAACUGA
Molecule: messenger RNA, 747 nt
Organism: Rhagoletis pomonella (apple maggot)
Lineage: Eukaryota; Metazoa; Arthropoda; Insecta; Diptera; Tephritidae
Exons: 3
Coding region: 64-747 (227 amino acids)
Source: RefSeq, a predicted model, not a curated record